Uloborus diversus is the source of this 720-nucleotide messenger RNA. RefSeq lists its product as uncharacterized. The coding region runs from base 59 to 634 and encodes 191 amino acids. Lineage: Eukaryota; Metazoa; Arthropoda; Arachnida; Araneae; Uloboridae. Gene Ontology annotation, cellular component: mitochondrial small ribosomal subunit; mitochondrion. The record is from RefSeq and is a predicted model, not a curated record. Gene Ontology annotation, molecular function: structural constituent of ribosome. The transcript is spliced from 3 exons. Gene Ontology annotation, biological process: mitochondrial translation.
AUCAACAUAGCUCGUUUUGUUUUUGUUUGCUAACUACGAAAAAAAUUUAUUUAUAACAAUGCCAGUUCAAUUAAUUGGAAAAGUUAGUCCUUAUACUGGAAAAUUGUUAUUUGAAUUACUUAACAAUUUGAAAAAUUAUGGAAUAGGACGAGUGGUUGUAAGAAAUAGCUAUCGACAGUUUCCAGAAAUAUCAUUUUAUGUCAUUAGGAAAGUUGUACCGAUGAGAGAAACAAUUGGUCCCGGACCUGAUGAACUGGUAUAUGGAAAUGUGUGGGUAGAUGAAGUUUAUCGUGGCAGAAAAUUGGAAGGUCUGAAACUGUUACAGGAUCCAACAUAUUUACCAGACUUUCACUUAAUUCCCAGAGAAGAAGAGGGCAAAUAUCUAAAUUAUAAACCUCAGGAUAUUACAAAAAUAUUACCCAAAUAUGGUGAACUACCACCUGUGCUUGCAGCAUUAGAAAAGGCAAAGAACCCAAACAGCAAUGAAACUCCGAAAAUGGAAUUAGUGUAUCAAAACUUAUCCGAACAAUUUGCUUACAAAAUUGCAGAAGAUGGUAUGGUUCCUGAUCACAAAUUAAAAGUGAAACUUCCAGACUGGUUUAGAGUUGGUAUUAAAGAUCCUUCUCAGAAAUGAAAUUUUUUUAGUGUAAAUUUUAAUGUAUUAGUAGAGAUUCAGAAUAAAUGUUACUUAAAUUAAUCAUUUUUUAAAUCUUCCCUAUG